This is a messenger RNA of Scatophagus argus, 704 nucleotides long. RefSeq names its product small EDRK-rich factor 2b (gene serf2b). Lineage: Eukaryota; Metazoa; Chordata; Actinopteri; Scatophagidae. The transcript is spliced from 3 exons. The record is from RefSeq and is a predicted model, not a curated record. Bases 151 to 342 code for a protein of 63 amino acids.
UGGGUCUCGCACGGAAGUCUCGCGCGCACAUUAGGCAGCCACAGAGGCACAACCAAACCGUACACAGCGACUGGAACGACGAGAGGGGAGCCAACGGCCCUUUGGCUGAGGUGAUUUGGAUUUCGGGUGGAAGAAGCGUCGAUUAAUAAAAUGACCAGAGGAAACCAGCGUGAGUUAGCGCGCCAGAAGAAUGCCAAAAAAGCCAUUGAACAUGGUAAAGGGAAGAGGAACGAAGAUGGGCUGUCUGCUGCUGCUCGGAAGCAGAGGGAUGCCGAGAUAAUGCAACAGAAGCAGAAAAAAGCAGACGGAGACGGAGGUAAAGGAGGCACCAAGUCCAAGUAAACUAAAGAAUGAAGACGGAAACAAAUUCGACUCAGUGUUUCAGUGACAUCCCAUGUUGAGCAUUCUUCCUGACAUUUAUGAGAAUGGAUCAGUCAUUUUUGUCUAGACUCAAGAAUCUAGGAUCCUAUAUUCUUCCCUAUGGCAAAUGACAUUGCUUGUUGGACUUGUUAUUUUUCUUGGUGAAAUUAUGUCUGAGCAAGUUAGCGGUUGUCCCAUGUUGCUGCUGCAUGCAGAGGAGCAUCAUUGCUGUAAGCAGCAGGAUAAAGAUCAAUUCUUGACACAAAGCAUCCUUGUAACAGUUGUGUAUUUUUGUACAAUAAUGUCCCCUGCUGGUUUUAAAUAAAGUGUAUCUUUUUAGUUCA